ACAAAUAUCUCUUUAUCAAAGAGUUCGUCAGACAUGGCCAGUGGUCCUACUCAGCGAAUGGAGCUAGCCUGGUGCCGGCAACAUCUCCACAAAAGUGUCAGCAAUGCAGGCUACCUUCAGAGCCCUGCCAGCCGAGGAGGAUCUGUCACUGGCAUGCCUUCUUCUUUGGAGCUUGAGGAACGUAGUAUAGCUAGAGGUGGUGUUAAUACCACUCCAGAGACUGUUAUCUGGUGUAGAAGAGCCACACGGCCCUUUAGCAUCACUGAGGACUCACAGCAGGUAUACACUGCCGAAAGGUGUGCACCAUAUUCCCCAUCCAUGUACAGGGAUUUAAGAAUGGGCUGUUUAGGGAGCAGGGAGUCUUGUUGCCAAUGCCAUGCAGAGGAAAACCUGAAAGCCCAUAAUAAAAUGGUUUAUGGGAUGUUGUCUCCUGCUCUAGGCACCAGACUCUGCCUUAAGAAUGCACAUAGCCUUGCACAUCCAGGGAUGGAUGAUUGCCUUUGUACACAGAGUCCCUUUAAAGGUGAGAGCCACCAUUUACCAGCAUGCAGGUCUGCAUGUGUUAAUAAUGCACUGAAUGCUGGCUCCUUCAAAAACACUUAUGUUGUGCCCUGUCCUGGACAUUUAUUACCUCUACCAGCCUGUGCAGGAAGUUCUUGUUUACCUGAAAGGUCACUACUUCAUUCACCUUGGCAUGGUUUCCCACCUCUGGUGUCCUCUGUCAGUGAGACGGGACUAAACAAUCGGACUGUGGGUCACUGUGAUGGAUCUGAAACAUGUGGGAAGAACAUUUCUAACUUCAGACUAGACCAAAAUAGACAGUCUGGGUUUGGCCAUCGGACAGUAAGAGAUGCCUGCACCAUGACACCUCUAAAGGACUCCAGAGAUGUUGGUGUGCAAACCAUGUCAAAAGAUUCCCUAAUUGCUCCUCUCUCCAAUGCUUUCCCUGAGAUCAGUAUGACAUCUCGUCCAGGUUCAAACACACAUCUAGAUGGAGAGGAUGUAGAGACCAGGAUCUCAGUAAAGGAGGUGGAGUGGGAUGCGGAGGGAAUGACAUGGGAGGUCUAUGGCGCAGCCGUAGACCCAGAAGAGCUUGGCCUGGCCAUCCAGCGUCAUCUAGAGCUUCAGAUCAAAGAAACAGCAGCUGCUGCUGCCCAGAAAAAAACAACUGCAGAGAAUAAUGGUGCCUCAAUGCAACAAAACAAUCGACAGAGGAAGAGUGAAAGUAUGGUACGAUUGCUGUGUGGUCCAGCAUGCUGCUCACGUUCCACUGCUGUAGAAGACUGGGGAGAUUAAUGAAAUUGUAAGCUUAUAAGCAUGUAAACUGCCUUCUUUACCUCUUAAGCACUUUUUGAAUUAAUAUAGUAGAUGAAGUCCAAGCACCUGACAGGGUAUGUGUUUGUUCAUCCCUUAAAGUCCCAACUUAUUAAUCAGUUACUAUUCUUAAAGCAGAGAACUAAUCAAUUCUCUGAGAAAAUUUGAAGAGGCAACAUUCUGGACUUCUAUACUCAGGAAAAAACUUUAAGGCAAUACUUGAAAAUAACAUAGACACAUGUACAUUGUACCUGAGUCAAAUCUAGACCUGGUAAAUGUAUUUGGGGAAAAAAUUGGUAACUUCAUAUAGCAAAUGGCUAUAUCACAAACUCUCAAAUUGCUCUUGGUAUUGUUGUAUAUAUCCUACAUGCCUUUAGUAAAGGGCAUUUUCAGAUUUACAAUUACAAGUCCACAAUCAAGACCUUAUUGUAAAGUACAGAUUAUGAUUAAUUGAUUAAAUUUAGUAUUUGUGUUUUGACAGAACAAAUAAGAUUAUGAUAUAUAUUAUGCUUUACAUUAUAACUGCUAGCAGGUAUAGAUUUAAAUUAUGCACAUGCUUCAUUUCAAACCUAAAAUAAGAUCGUACUGAUAAGAUGUAAGGUGGUGAUGAUAUUUUGGUAAUUUUUUAAUGCUGUUUGAAAAUACAAAAACACUAUUAUGUUUUUGAAGUAAUGAAGACAUUCUACACUCACUGUCCACUUUAAUAUUAAAACCUGUACACCUGCUCAUUUAUGCUGUUAUCCAAUAAGCCAAUCAUGUGGCAGCAGCACAAUGCAUAACAUAAUGUAGAUACAGGCUUGGUGAGUCUGUGCCCAUAAUAGCCUCAGAUUCCUGUUUUUGGCUGGCAAGCGUGGAACCUGAUGUGAUCGUCUGCUGUUGUAGCCCAUCCACCUCAAGGUUUGAUGAGAUGUUGAGCAUGUUGAGAUGCUUUUCUGCUCGCCAUGGUUGUAAAGAGUGCUUUUUUGAGUUACUACAUCCUUCCUGGCAGCUCAAGUCAAUCUGGUUUAUCAGCAAGGCAUUUCUACCCACAGAAGUGUCGCUCACUUAAUGUUUUUUUGUUUUUCGCCCCAUUCUGUGUAAACUCUAGAGACUGUUGUGUGUGAAAUUCCCAGGAGUUCAGCAGUUUCUGAAACAUUCAAUCCAGACCAUCUGGCACCAAAAACCAUGUCACAAUUAAAGUCAAAUAGAUCACAUUUUCCCCCCAUUCUGAUGUUUGAUGUGAACAUUAACUGAAACUCUUGACCUGUAUCUGCAUGAUUUUAUGCACUGAGCUGCUGUCACAUGAUUGGCUUAUUGGAUAACUGCAUAAAUGAGCAGGUGUACAGGUGUUCCUAUUAAAGUGGACAGUGAAUGUGACCUAAUUUCUUAGAAAAACAAAUACAGGAAACCAUGUCUACUGAGAUCCUUAGUUCUUUUCUCCAUAAUGCACCUCCUUAAUAAUUAAUGUUUAAGCUCGCUAGGAAGUUAUUCAAAGUUUCAUUAUGAUUUUUAAUUUUGGAAAACACACCUACCUGACAGGCCAACUUGAUUUAGCCAGUAUUGUAUUGAACAUUGUACAUAACGUCCAACCUCAACUUGGUCCAGUACACAGUCUUCUUACUGUGUAUUUUUCUAGUCAAUAUCUAGAUUCAAGGGAAAUGUAAACUGAAGCCUUAAUUGUUGAAUCAAUUAUGGUUCGAUAAAUUGUGUGGUGAAAAGUUAUAGCAGUUCAUGGAUGAGAAUGCAUUUGUGCAUAUUGUAUUGUGUAUGUGUAUUUUGCCAAGUCUGGUCAAAUCUCAGAGUGCACUCACAGCUUUCAUCUUUUGCCAAAGCAAAUCAUACCUUUCUUUAGACCACAGCAUUGUGAUUCACUGUCAGUAGAUAGAGUAAUGUAAAAGGUCUACUAACAAAAACCUAAUUUAUGCUAUAUAAUGGAAGUGUUAACAAUAGCUUUUGUCUGAAUAUGUGUAACAAUAAAUUGUGUGAAAAAAUGAACCCUAAAUGCUGUUUCUUUUGUUCAGAGUACAUGAAAUACAACCCCAAUUCCGAAAAAGUUGGGACAGUAUGGAAAAUGCUUAUAAAAACAAACAAAUAGUAGUGAUUUGUAAAUGUACUUUGACUUGUAUUAAAACAAAGAACAUAUAAAGACAAAGUAUUUGGUGUUUUAUCUAAUCAACUGCAUAGUUUUUUGAAGGUAAACGUUUAUUUUGAAAUUGAUGCAUGCAACACGUUCCAGAAAAGGUGGGACAGGGGUAAUUUAGGACAAAUAGCUAUGUGACAAAUAAUAAGAAGGUGAUGUGAAACAGGUGAGGCAAUCAUCUAAUCAUAGUAUAUAAGGAGCCUCCAAAAAAAAGCAUAGUCCUUCAAGAGCAAGAAUGGGUCGAGGCUUACCAAUCUGCCAACAGAUGUGUCAGCGAAUAAUCCAAAACUUUGAGAACAUUCCCCAAAUACAAAUCGGUAGGAUUUUGGACAUUUCACCUUCUACAGUACACAAUAUAAUUCAAAGAUUCAAGGAAUCUGGUCAAAUCACUGUGUACUCAUGUACUAUAUGUAGCGGAUGUGGUUGUCUUUUACAUGUUGAUACAGCAUGUUUGUUUCUGCAUGAAACAUUAGACAGGGAAAGCAGAUGAGGAUCCUGUUAAACAUGGUGAAUAUUGUUCUGGUAAAAUGCUCUGGAAAUUUCCAUUGUCCUUUCACUGACAUUUUGCGUGUUUGGAUGAUCAGGCACAUUCUCUGGUAUUGGCAGUACUGGAGCAACUCUUCUCACUUCAUUUGUGGUGUGCUUAUUGUGUCAUGUUUCACUGUUUAGGGUAAACACAACAACAACUCAGUGUGUCAGUGUUAGUUAACCCGCCAUCCAAAGACUAUUACUAAUCUGUAAUAUCAUUUAUCUCAGAAUAUGACAGUGUUUACAGAUAGUCAGUAACAUCCUGAACUAGUUACAUAUGUUAAAGGAUUCAGAUACCUUUCCAUAGUUUUUAUUUUUAUUUUUUUUUAAAACAUAAAUUAGUUUCAUGAGCAUCAUGGUUAGCUUUGCUGCCUUACAGCUCCAGGAGCCUGGUUUUGAUCCUGUGCUCAGGUUACAAAUUUUCACGUUCUCCCCAUUCCUACACGGGUUUCCCAUCUCCCACCUCCCUAAAAACAUACAGGUAGAUGGGUUGGCUAUGUUUAUUUGCCUCUAGGAGUGAAUGAGUGUGUAAAUGUGUGUGUGCAUGGUGUCCUGUGAUGGACUGGUGAAUUCAAUUGACCAGUCAAUUAGGCUUAUGACUACAGAAUAUAACAACUUUAACAAUAGCAGUUAAUCACGAUUUUCACCAUUAUAGAUUACACUGUUUAAAAAUAAUUAUAAAAUAA
Ictalurus furcatus (blue catfish) is the source of this 4647-nucleotide messenger RNA. Its product is annotated as GRIN2-like protein. Bases 34 to 1296 code for a protein of 420 amino acids. The transcript has a single exon. Lineage: Eukaryota; Metazoa; Chordata; Actinopteri; Siluriformes; Ictaluridae. Gene Ontology annotation, cellular component: plasma membrane. Gene Ontology annotation, biological process: neuron projection development. The record is from RefSeq and is a predicted model, not a curated record.